Messenger RNA from Rhizopus microsporus ATCC 52813, 1371 nucleotides. RefSeq names its product MFS general substrate transporter. The coding region runs from base 1 to 1371 and encodes 456 amino acids. Gene Ontology annotation, biological process: transmembrane transport. The transcript has 9 exons. Gene Ontology annotation, cellular component: membrane. The record is from RefSeq and is a predicted model, not a curated record. Lineage: Eukaryota; Fungi; Mucoromycota; Mucoromycetes; Mucorales; Rhizopodaceae. Gene Ontology annotation, molecular function: transmembrane transporter activity.
AUGUCAACGUCAGAAGAAAAACUUCCGAAGGAGGCCACAUCAAGUGGUAAUGACACAAAUUUACCAUGUGGCAGCGCGACAGUGGAUGAAAAUGGACAUGCUCCUAAAGAGUUUAGAACCUAUCCUCAGGCUUGGGUUUCGUUAUUCCUUCUUGUGCUAGUCAGAACUGCAGUUUCUGUCUUUCAAUACACGUUCAGCGUCAUACCCGACUCGACAAGAAAAUUCUAUCACAUCUCACUUUCGGCAGUCAACUGGCUUGCGAAUAUUCAGUGUAUCAUCUAUGUCUUUCUUAGCUUUUUCACAGGCUGGAUUUUUGAGAAACUAGGUGUCAAACGCUCCAUCAUAGCUUCUGGCUUCCUUUGUACUUUAGGAGGCGUCAUCAGAUGUGUUGCAGUAAAGCUACCCACGCCGUCUUUUAUGAUAACUAUGGCUGGGCAAGUUGUCGGAGGAGCAGCCUCCCCUUUGUCUCUUAAUAUCAUGACAAUGUUUGCUUCCACUUGGUUUACAGAAAAAUUACGUGCAACGGCUGGAAUGCUUGUUGCGUCAAACUAUGGUGCUAUUCUAGUGAUGUUUGUCAUACCGGCUGUCACGGUAAAUGAAACUUAUAUCCCAAUGGUGUUAAACAUGGUGGCAGGACUUGCUCUGAUAAUAUUCGUGCCGCUUUUAUUUAUGCCAGAACGUCCACCAACACCACCAUCAAACAUCAGCCAAAGUGAUCGCCCUCCUUUUAUUGAAGGCAUAAAGAUACUAUGCAAAAAUAUUAACUUUUGGAUACUGUUUUUCAUCCACAGUUUCAAUGUUGGCUUAAGUAUUGCAUUCUGUACUUUAUGUACUCAGAUACUGACACCUCAUGGAUAUACUACUAAGGAGGCAGGUGCUUUGAAUGCUUUUGCCUUUUUUGCAGGAACAAUAGGAUGCUCCGUCGCUGGACCUGUCUUGGAUAUGACAAAGCAGUACAAGCUUUUUCUUCGGUUGGCUUCCCCUAUGGUGUUUAUAACUCAUCUGUCCUUUUAUUUCAUUGUUCGCCCUGAUUCAUUUUCUGCAAUUUUAUUUGCAUUAACUCUUAAUCAAUUUUUCCUAUCAUUUUUAGUACCAGUUGUAAUGGAGCUUAGCACAGAAGUGUCAUUCCCAGUAGCUGAUGCUACUACAAGCUCUUUACUCUGGCAAGGAGCACAAACAUUUGGGUUUAUAUUUGUUGUCGUCAUGGAUGCACUCCGUGAUGCGAAUGGGGUACCAGUAGAUAAUAUGGACAAGGCUCUUAUCUUUGAAGCUUCUGUUGCUGGGACAAUUGUCAUUCUUUCUUUCCUCUUUUAUGGAAGGUUACAUCGGUCAGAGGCGUCUGCAGGCACUGGCAUCUCUACAAAAAUGUAA